AUGCUUAAAGACAAGCCUCCCUUUAUGCAGGACGAUGCUGACAGCUUCCAGUCUACCCCAGACUUCUUCACUCCCUUCAUCGUCGACGACAGCUACGACGCAUCGAUGUUCGCCGGAGAGCACUUCGGUGUCCAGUUCACUGACGGCUUCAUUGCGAAGCAGUCGAUGGCGACCCGACGAGAUAUGCUGGAAUAUCAGCAUCCCGCUUUGCACGAUCCGCGCGCUCCCCCGGCCUACGGGGACUCUCCAUACACUCCCCAAGUGUACAUGGAGCACGGAUAUGCCAAUGAGCAAGGCCAGGAUUACUACUCGGUCCAGCAACACGCCAUGUAUCUGGAUGAGAAGCACGUUGCCUCCAGUGUGCCACAGAGCCGUCGUCCAUCCGCUGUCGCUAGUUUCGAUGGUAGCGUCCAGAGCUCUGAGCCUGAGCGUGCUCUUGCCCUUCCCAUGAAGCGUAAGGCCUCCGAUGACGUCUCCAACUACGAUGUCGCUCCACCGCAGAAGAGGGUCGCCUCUGCGCAACUACACUUGCAGAAUCCUGCCAUCUAUGACAACAGUGGACAAACGUCUCCAUACUCGCAGUAUGUGGCCACUCCCAUGAGCACCGGCUCUUUCCAACACGGUCUUGCUCCGGGUGCUCGCAUGGGGCACAAUUACUCGACCUCAAACGCGUCGCAGGUCUCGUUGGCUGCGCCCUCUCCUCAUACUCCGGGUUGGAGCCCAUCGUUCGCUACCGUCAAGACCGAGCCUAGCCCUCCCGCUCCAAUGACACCUGUCCCACGCCCCGCCUCGAGCAGCCCGGUCAAGUCGUCUGCACCGAGACUUGUUCGCACCUCGACCAUGCAGCAGGGCUCUCCCGUCAACACGAAUAACUUUCACCCCAUUCACACUGGCAAUUUCAACCCGUAUGCCAUGUAUCCACUCAAGGCCAGCUUGAAGUUGAGGGGUGACCUCGACUCGAUGACCAAGAACUGGACCGAGGAAGAGAUCAGCGAUCGUCGCCGUCUUGUCGAGUUCAAGCGCAGCCAGGAUGGCAGUUCGAUCAAUGCUGACUUCAGUCCCGUUGCGCCCAAGGACCGCCUUCCUAGCAGCAUUACCAUCAGCUGCAUCCUCUGGAAAGAGAAAAAGGAAUAUUUCGUCACUUCCGUUGAUACCAUCUACCUUCUGGAGGCUUUGGUUGGCGUUCGCUUCACUGUCGAGGAGAAGAACCGCAUCCGUCGCAACCUCGAAGGAUUCCGUCCUGCCACUGUCUCGAAGUCCAAGCAAGACAGCGAGGAAUUCUUCAAGGUCAUCAUGGGCUUCCCUCACCCCAAGCCUCGAAACAUUGAGAAAGACGUCAAAGUCUUUCCUUGGAAGAUUCUUGCUCAUGCGCUGAAAAAGAUUAUCAGCAAGUAUUCCGCCAGCUAUUCGUCCACUGCUUCAGCCAUCAUGACUCCCCUUCCAUCCAGUUAUGGAGAGGGCAUGGGCGACAUGACUUAUCCCCCGUCCCCUCCGCCAUCCUACGCAUCGCAAUAUGUGUAUGACCAGGCGCAAUACCCACCGGGCAUGGUCCCAGGUCGCAUGUCUGCACCUGUCACCACCGCCCCCCUUCCCGAGUUGCAGCUUCAGAUGCCCACCAGCGGCCCUGGAUAUGACAUGGUCGAUCCUUACAGCUUCGCUGCCAUGCCGGGGAUGCCUCAAGCGUCGAUGCUCAUGACAUCCGAUGCUAUGACGGCCCCAAUUCGUGCUCCCUCUUGGGACUACAACCAAUUCGUCAACGAGAGUCCUGUCACAAGUGCGCCGCACAGUGCACCUCCCGGUGUAUGGGCACGCCCUCAAAUCGAGACAGCCGACUUCCCUCAGGAGCACUAUCAAUUCAGAUAG
Cyphellophora europaea CBS 101466 is the source of this 1863-nucleotide messenger RNA. RefSeq lists its product as uncharacterized. Lineage: Eukaryota; Fungi; Ascomycota; Eurotiomycetes; Chaetothyriales; Cyphellophoraceae. The record is from RefSeq and is a predicted model, not a curated record. The coding region runs from base 1 to 1863 and encodes 620 amino acids. The transcript is spliced from 2 exons. Gene Ontology annotation, cellular component: nucleus.